This is a messenger RNA of Centropristis striata (black sea bass), 4467 nucleotides long. RefSeq names its product PPARG related coactivator 1 (gene pprc1). The coding region runs from base 102 to 4100 and encodes 1332 amino acids. The record is from RefSeq and is a predicted model, not a curated record. The transcript is spliced from 14 exons. Gene Ontology annotation, molecular function: transcription factor binding; RNA binding. Gene Ontology annotation, cellular component: nucleus. Gene Ontology annotation, biological process: positive regulation of transcription by RNA polymerase II. Lineage: Eukaryota; Metazoa; Chordata; Actinopteri; Perciformes; Serranidae.
AAUGUCAGACCACGUGUUACGACCGGCGUGCCUCUGUUCCUACUGCACGAUUCAUCACUUUUCAUUCCGAAACGAGUCGAGGCAGGGAGUGUACUUGCAAGAUGGCGGCGCGGUGGGGAGCAGGCGAGGAGACUUUAACUGCGUGCAAUAUGGAAUUUUUCCCUAUGGAUACACUAGACGAGACUGAUGGACUGAGCUCUACAGAAACUAUGGAGGCCCUUCAGAACUGCUUAGACCCCUCCAUUCUCUCUAUCUUUGAGGACACGCCAACAACAGAGACUAAAGGUCUAGAUGAGGAAAGCGAAGCCACGCUGCUAACAGCCCUGACGGAGAUCCUUGACAAUGUGGAUGACGAGAACCUGUCCCCGUUUGACACACUGCCUGACUCAGACCUGCUGUCAGGUCAGAAGGGCAGAGAACACUCUCCGCUGCGGAGAUUGCUGUGUCUGUCCCGUUCCCCUCCAGAGAAAGACGCAUUAUGUAGCGCAAGAGCUUUAUCAACUGGAAAGAGCCUCCCCAGGAUAUUGGCAGAAUCUCUCCAGAGGAGUGAUGGGGAGGAAGAGGAAGAUGGCUCCCUCACUUUGAGUCCAGUGAGUGAUAAUUCAUCUCCUGACAGUGACCUGCUACACUGGGAAGGUCUGACCCUCCCGUUUCCUGUCACCUUUGAACAGGAGGUUGAUGAUGGUGUUUCAGUUAACCUGGGGGACUUGGUCAGGCAUAUGCACCCGUACUGUAUGGCCAUCUGUAUGGAGAAUGACGAGGGGGAACAGAUGUUGCCUGAAGGAGGAAUCUUACUUGAAGUCGUGGACCAGGGUGAAAAUGGAGAACCAAUCCUGGCCAUCCAAGAUAUGGAUCUCCCACUCUCUCUUCCACUUAAAGAGCAGGCUCCUGAAAAUGAGCAGAAAGUUUCAGAUGAAGCAGAUGAUGUCGCCUCUGACAGUUCAGAGCAUAUAGUCGUUGAUGAUGAUGAAGAUGAGGCUCCAGUGACAGUUGAAGCCCCCGUGAAACCAGACUUGUGUUCUGAUGUGAAAGACGAGGUGAUCAUUAAGAGACAUAAGCAAGAAAUAAAAGACAAAAGCCCCUCCCGAAGAAAAAAGAAAAAGAAAAGCAGGGAGCAGUGCCAACCCGAACCUGUGGAGGAAAGGGUCCUCAGGAGUGGCACAGUGAGAAAGGCGUUGCAGGAAUCUCCCAAAAAGCCUGGAAAAAGGUCAGGCAAAGAAGAGAAGAAACACAAAGUCCCAAAGGUUCCUCUUGCUCCCACUUCAGCUUCUUCCUCUACAAAACCUAAACUAAUUCCAUGCCAAACUGAAACACAAACCGAAAUCACCACUACAACAUUAUUGCCUGAAAUGAAGGUGCAAGUUGCCACAUCUGUGUCAACGAGAAAAGAAGCAGUGCCAUUGAACGCUAGCCCUGAGAAGUGCUGCUCACCUACAACAGUGGGCUCCCAAAAGGCUGAAACACCUAAACAGCCUGCCCCGGCCUCCGAGAAGCUGGAAGACUCAUCAGCAGCUCCCUCUGCUGUCCUGCCUCCGGUGUCUUCAGAGAGCCCAGCGGCUGCUUCGAGUCCCCAAACAGCCCCGAUGACCUCACCUGAUGAGGCCCUCCCUCCUGUGGCCCCUGCCGUCUCAGAGCCAAAGCCCAAAUCACUCAGUUUAGCAGAGUACCGGCGGCUCAGACAGCAGAAAAAGCCUGCUCCGGUGGAAAAGCAGGACAACGACAACAGCACCAAGUGGCCCAGCCUUCCAGAGCUUCCUAAAGAGCUUCCCCCCAUUCCCUGCCUGCCUGAUCCCAGCCCCAAAGAUCCUCGACGCCCCAGCCCCCAGCCACAAGUGGAGGAGGUCAGACCUGCCUGGCAGCCAAGGGGACCAUGUGCUCCACCCACCCCUGAGGCGCUGUUGGUGCCACCGGCCUACAUGGUUGCCUCAUCCAGCAGGGUUUCCACCGUUACUCCUAAAGCCCAGCAAACACCUGAGGCUUCCACACCUUCUCUACCCCAAAAGCCCUCAGCUCCUGUGCCUAAUUCAGUGAAGGAUUUUCCCACAAAUCAACACACCACUGCUCAACCUGCAGUACUUUGUGUGCCUCAGAGCUCUGGGUCUCCAGCUUCCUUAAAAUCCCCUGCACUUCCUGGAGGAAAGGUUGGAGCUGAUGAAAAGCCCCAGUCUCUGCCUGCAUCUCCUGAGUCUGUACAGCUCAGUAAAACCUGUCAUAGAACCACUACAGAUGCGGUACUUCCCAGCGCUGCUACGGUGUCUGUGCCCAGUGUCCCCCAGAAGACCAUAGUUGUUCCCCAGAAGGUGCCUGAGCUCACUGCUCCUGUAUCAUUAAAUAACCCCAUUACAUCUGAUAGCAAGUCCCCCAAACCUGCAGCCAGUAGUACCCCGCUUGGCUCUUCUGCGGCUGCCCAUCCCUCAGACUCCCAGAGUCUAAAGGCGAAACCUGUUGCACUUGAAACUAAAGAGAAACCCACUACAGCUGCACUGAAACCUCAAAGGUCAAAGAGCCCCACGCAGGAGCUUAUUGAGGCCUUCACCAGUGAGAUAGGUAUUGAAGCUGCUGAUCUGACCAGUUUACUGGAGCAGUUUGAGGAAACUCAAGCCAAAGAGGAGCAAUGUGUGCCGGAGGUCUCUGGUAGAGCAGCAGCUGUAGGAAACUCGAGUGUUGAGUUGUCUCCAGAGAAUACAGUUGUGGAGCGUGUGAGAGCUAAUGACCUUUCAAGUACUGCAGCUUUGACUCCUCCAGCUACUCCUCCACACCAGAUGUGGAAACCCCUGGCCCCUGUCGCCCUGCUGGGAAAGAGCAAGGCUGCUGAGGCCUCGAAGUUGAGUCCCUCUAAGGUUAUCCAGAUAGAAGCCCGGCCUCUACCCUCAGUCAAGUCCCGCAGCAAACCCACUCCCGCUGCUGCCGCUGUAACACCUGAGCUGGCCUGCAUGGACCACGACUACUGCCUCCCCAACAAAGGCACUUCCGCUGGAGAGCCAGGCAAGCGUUGGAAUGUCAAACAGCCCUCUUUUAUCACUAUUAAACCAAUCAAGCAACCCGGUACAACCACUACACAAACACCCCACGCUGCCCCGGCAUCAGCUGGCCAGUCAACCUCGAGCCCUGCGGUCACAACCAAGGCACAAGAGUUUCCAGUGACAGAGCCCCUGGAUCACAGGACUGAUGGGAUGGAGAACAGCUCUGUUCUGCAGACUCCUGAUGCUUCACCUGCUCGGCAGGAGACUGAUGCCGACCUAAAAGAAAUGAGCCCUAGGACUGGGCAUUUUGGGAGGUCCUACCGCCGACAUGCUGCUUCGCAGACACCAAGCCCCAGAUCCAGUUCCAAAGAGAGGACUGGAGGGAGGUCGAGAAAACGGAGAUCCCAUCGUUCUCCCAGCCCCAUGUCCAGCAACUCGGAGUCAGACUCCCAUUCUUCUAGAUCUAGAUCAAGAUCAUACUCUCCGUCUAAGAAAAGGUAUCGCCUCCAUCGCUCUGAGAGUAGUUCCAGCUCUUCAUCUCGUUCCUCCUCCCGGUCCUCUCCAUCUGUGUCCCGAUCCCCUCCCAGGAGGAGGAGGUACUCGUAUUCCUCCUCUCGUUCUGGCUCUUGGAGUCGCUCCAGGUCGCGGUCUCGAUCCCCGCAGAGUCGAGCACAGUGGAAUAGAAACAGAAGAUUAUGCAGCUAUGGUCUCGGUACAAAGACAACCACCGAGGAGGGGAAGAGGCGCAAGGAGAAAGCCAUUGAGGAUCGCCGCGUUGUUUACGUUGGUCGAAUUCGUGGUACGAUGACCCAAAAAGAACUUAAAGAUCGAUUCUCUUUGUUUGGCGAGAUUGAAGAAUGCACCCUGCACUUUAGAGACCACGGGGACAAUUACGGGUUUGUGACUUAUUACGACACCAAGAAUGCUUUCAACGCCAUCGAGAACGGGAGCAAGCUGCGUAAGCCCGAUGAGCUGCCGUUUGAUCUCUGUUUUGGUGGAAGGAGACAAUUCUGCAAGACCAACUACGCUGACCUGGAUUCAAAUAGAGAGUACGAUCCAUUGCCUGGGAAAAGCAAGUUUCAUGCACUAGACUUCGACACUUUAUUGAAGCAGGCCCAGCAGAAUCAGAGGAGGUAACAGGAGGCCUGCAGCAGGAAACAGCUGACACUUACCUCAGAGCCAACGGUUGGCUCCUCACCUGCAACACUGUCUUUACAUUUUAGUUGUUGCAUUAGUUUUCAUUUGUUUGUUUUUGUUUUGUUUCUGCAAGCUAACACCUUCUAUUGAAGUGAAGAUUUGUAAUGAAAGUAGUAAAAGAAAAAAAAUGGAAAUUAAAUAAUUUUUUAAAAGUUUAUUUAAAUGUAUAAACAAAUUUGAAUUGUAUGGAGAGAAUAAUUUUUAAAAGGGCAAAUGUAAGUGGAAAGGAGCUCCCUAUAUGCUAGGAGAGGUUGUAAUACAUUAUCUCAAAUGUACUACGAACCUAAAUAAAAAAGUGAACCUAAAA